ACAUGACUUUUAUUUUGUAGUAUUCACCACAGACUAGUGUAGCUCUACUCAUUAUCGCUGGCUUCACAGAACCUAGAACAACUAUGGCGGAGCCCUCCUUAAGUGGUUCAGUCUCUGAAGGAGCACAUCCAGUGGUCCAGAAUGAGGACAGAGACUUUGAUCCUUCAGCAGACUUGCUCGUACAUGACUUUGAUGAUGAGCGGACAUUAGAAGAAGAGGAAAAGCUGGAGGGAGAGACCAACUUCAGUGCCGAAAUUGAUAACCUCACUCGAGAGGGUGAGAUGCCCAUUGAGGAACUUCUGAAAUUGUAUGGCUACAGCACUGGUGGGUCUCCAGAGGAAGAGGAUGGAGAUGUUCAAGAGGAGGAUUCUUCAGAGAAUAAUUGCUGCAGCCAUAGUAAACUCAAAGAGGAUGAUCAAGAGAAUCAAGAGGAUGAGGAUGUGCAGUCAUCUGGUGAGGAGCGUCCGUCCUGCAGUGUUUCUCACAGCACAGCUCAACUCCUCUACCCUCGGGCUCGGCCAUCCAAUUACUUGGAAGGGGAUGAGGAAGAAUCUGAAGAUGAUGAUUAUAUUCCAUCUGAAGAUUGGAAGAAGGAAAUCAUGGUUGGUUCAAUGUAUCAAGCAGAGACUCCUGUUGGCCUUUGCAAGUAUAAGGAUAAUGAAAAAGUGUAUGAGAAUGAAGAUCAGCUAUUGUGGAAUCCAGAGUUAAUUCCAGAAGAAAAGGUUGUAGAGUUUUUAGCCGAGGCCUCUAAAUGCAGCGGGGAAGAGACGGGUGUCUAUGCAAUUCCUGAAGGAUCUCACAUCAAAGACAAUGAACAGGCUCUUUAUGAAUUGUUUAAAUGCAACUUUAAUUCAGAAGAAGCUUUAAGAAGACUGAAAUUUAAUGUGAAGCCUGCCAAAGAGGAAAUGUCAGUUUGGACGGAAGAGGAGUGUCGAGGUUUUGAGCAAGGACUCAACACUUACGGAAAAGAUUUCAGCUCAGUACAAGUGAAUAAGGUGAGAACUAGAUCUGUAGGGGAAUGUGUGGCCUUUUAUUACAUGUGGAAGAAAUCUGAGCGUUAUGAUUUCUUUGCACAGAAAACCUUUUAG
Sinocyclocheilus anshuiensis is the source of this 1088-nucleotide messenger RNA. Its product is annotated as mesoderm induction early response protein 1-like. Gene Ontology annotation, biological process: negative regulation of transcription by RNA polymerase II. NCBI's taxonomy places the organism in Eukaryota, Metazoa, Chordata, Actinopteri, Cypriniformes, Cyprinidae. Bases 84 to 1088 code for a protein of 334 amino acids. Gene Ontology annotation, molecular function: transcription corepressor activity; histone deacetylase binding. The record is from RefSeq and is a predicted model, not a curated record. The transcript has 11 exons. Gene Ontology annotation, cellular component: nucleoplasm.